This is a messenger RNA of Sporothrix schenckii 1099-18, 1314 nucleotides long. Its product is annotated as 2-acylglycerol O-acyltransferase 2. Gene Ontology annotation, cellular component: endoplasmic reticulum membrane. Gene Ontology annotation, molecular function: diacylglycerol O-acyltransferase activity. Gene Ontology annotation, biological process: triglyceride biosynthetic process. Bases 1 to 1314 code for a protein of 437 amino acids. Lineage: Eukaryota; Fungi; Ascomycota; Sordariomycetes; Ophiostomatales; Ophiostomataceae. The record is from RefSeq and is a predicted model, not a curated record. The transcript has a single exon.
AUGCCUGCCGUAACCCUCGACUACGAGCCGCCCAACAGAAGCAACAAUAACAACCGCGUCGACGGUGUAAACGGUGUGCGGCAGCGGAACCGAGCACGGCCGAGCCGCAACCCCAAGACGAGCGACGAGCCCGACAGCGAGCCCAGCGACGCGGAGACGCCGACCGGGCACAUGCCGUCCGACCAGCAGCAGCCGCGCCAGCGGACUGCGAACGGCACCACAAAUGGCACCACAAAUGGCACCACAAACGGCACAACGCCCGCAGCACCGCCAACGCAAGAGGCACACAAAGGCAUCCGCUUUGCGCCGCUGCGGGUGCCGCUGCGGCGCCGCAAGCAGACGCUGGCCGUGCUCAUCCACUGCUCGUGCCUCAUGAUGGCCAUCCCGCUCUUCUUCUUCUGCUGCGCCGUGCCGCUGGCCUGGCCCCUCAUCGUCCCCUACUUCCUCAUGAUUGUCGUCUCCAGCGCGUCCACCAACGGCCGCCUGCGCUGGCGCUCGGAGCGGUUCCGCAGCCUGCCCAUCUGGACCUGGUUCGCCGACUACUUCCCGGCCCAGCUGCACAAGACGGCCGACCUGCCGGCCGACCGCAAGUACAUUUUCGGCUACCACCCGCACGGCAUCAUCUCGCACGGCGCCUGGGUGGCCUUUGGCACCAACGCCCUCGGCUUCCGCGACAAGUACCCAGGCAUCACCAACGCGCUGCUGACGCUCGACUCCAACUUCAACAUUCCCUUUUACCGCGAGUACCUGCUGAUGGCCGGCAUGUGCUCCGUCGCCCGCGAGUCCAUCAUCAACCUCCUGAGCCGCGGCGGGCCCGACGGCCACGGCCAGGGCCGCGCCGUCACCAUUGUCAUUGGCGGCGCCCGCGAGUCGCUGCAGGCGAACCCCGGCACGCUGCGCCUCGUCCUGCACGGCCGCGCGGGCUUCAUCAAGGUGGCCAUGGCGACGGGCGCCGACCUGGUGCCCGUGCUGGGCUUCGGCGAGGUCGACCUGUACACGCAGCUGCAGGGCGACGACCACCCGCUGCUGCACCGCUUCCAGAUGCACGUGCUCAAGGUCUGGAAGUUUACGCUGCCCUUUAUGCGCGGCCGCGGCAUCUUCAACUACGACUACGGCCUGAUGCCGUACCGGCACCCGCUCAACAUUGUGGUCGGCCGGCCCAUCCCCGUGACCAAGGCCGCCAGCGACACGCUCGACCCGGCCGAAGUCGACCGCCUGCACGGUCUGUACUGCGACGAGCUGCAGCGCCUCUGGGACACCUACAAGGAUGAGUAUGCCAAGGACCGCGUCGAGGAGAUGCAGAUUCUGCCAUAG